GUUCCUGGAUUUAAGUACAAAUCGCUGAAGCUUGUGCAGUCCUGCCUUUCUAUUUUCCCUAUCUCCACUAUCUUUUUUCCUUUGGCUCUUCGUGACAACUUGGGGCUGCAAAGGGCUUACAGAAAGGCUUAUGGCUCUUCCUUGUGUAUGUAAGUCAAGGGCAAGUCUUUUUAGAAGUCAGCCAGAGACAAUCCUUGCUGGUCACAUCAAGAGAAGAAUCCUUGCUUGUUGCUUUAAAGGAGACUUUUAGGUUUUGGAUCAGUGCUUUCAUUAGACAAAAAUGCAGAGUAAAGUGAGGGCAAACAGCAGGAAUCACAGGAGAAAAAACAAGAGUUCCUGUAUCAUACUUACUACUGACUUAUCUUACUUGUGAUAUGCCUAAAAAGGAUUUGUGGGUAGAAACAUCUGACCCAGAUCCUGCAAUAAUCGUUGGCAGUGCAGGCAGCUGUGACAGUAUGAUCAGCAACAACUCCAGCGCAUCUGAAAUGAAUGACAGUGGUUAUGAUUAUCUGUCAGUGGAGGAGAAAGAAUGUCUUAUGUUCCUUGAAGAAACAUUAGAUUCCUUGGAUACCGAGGCAGAUAGUGGACUUUCAGCUGAUGAGACAGGAACAGCUGAGUCUUCUAAGCAUCCAAGGACAUGGCCUUCAAGAGAUGUUCCCAAAGGAUUAGAUCUUGACAACCUCCAGAAGCAUAAAAAAUUUGAAAUAAAUGGCAACAAACGUGUGUCUGGACUUGUUAGCAUACCAACUCCAGGCCAUCAUAGCCUUCCAAGGAACGUUACUGUCAAAAGUGUUCCCAAAACACCCAACAUUUCCCUUGUGGAGGCAACAGGCUCUAAUACUGAUAACCCAAAGGAUCUUCCACAGAUAUGUGUUACUUCAUGGGAGUCUCCUAAACAUGAGAUAUUCAACAUAUCAAAUGGCCAGCCCAGGAUGACCACACAGCCGAAGGCCUCAGAUCUGGAAUCUGUGGUUAUUCCACCUCCUGAACCAUUCCAGGAUCACAGGCAGGGUUAUUCCAAAAGAGAGCAAGAGCCACAAUUUCUUAACAAGGACUCCCAGAAAGAUGUUGAAAGUGUGUUGUCACCUCACUUUGAAGUUAGGAGUGUUGACAUAGCAGAGAGAUAUGAAGGUGCAUCAAUCCAGCCAGAACCUUCACCAGUGAAGGCAGGCCUAGAGAGAGGAAAAGAAGUGAUUUUGAAAUCUUUGUUUCCUAAAGCAAACAAGAAAAACUAUGAACAAAUGAUGGGUGUUCAAGAAAAUGGUCAAAAACCUACAUUGGAAGAAACAUUGCUAGAUUCUAACUUUAAGCAAGGUCCUCCCACUGCCCCAAAGCCCAGAAAACUGCCACCAAAUAUUAUCUUGAAAACCAGCAGAAGUAAUGCGGUGUCACUCAACAUUGAUCCAAACCAUAAGAUAAAAGUGCUAUCUCCAGCCAAUGGCAGACCUAGAGCUGCAACUGGUGACUUUUCCAUGGAAAAGGUGCAUUCUCUUCAAAAAGAACAGGAGAGAGCCAGGAGGGAGGCUUUGGAGAAGUUGGGACUCCCCCUGGAUAAUGAGAAAGAUCCAGAAGACCAUGUGACUAAAAAUUCUGCUUACUCAAAAUCAAGAGAGACUUUUAGGAACCACAGUAGGGAGAACCUACAUGUGGAUAACAUCACUCCUAAUAAGAAACCUGACCAGGAGCAUGGCCAGGUUGGUGGGAAAGGAAUCUAUGCAGCAGAGAAAAACACCCCAGGUAUCAAACAGGCAAAUUUCAAAUCUAACACACUGGAACGAUCAGGUGUGGGUCUGAGCAGUUACAUCUCCUCAAGUGCUGAGGACCAGAACAUUAAGAACAUCAGCUCCAUUGGCAAAAUGUCCUUUUUUGACAAGAUUACUCCAAAUUUUCUCAGGAAUAGCCGGCCACGCCCAGCUUCCCUUGGCAUGGGGAAGGACUUUGUUGAUCUGAAGGAAAACAAAAUGCAUAAUGAUGAUCUGGAGAAAAAUGACAAACGAAGAUCUUAUCCAUUUCAGCAUCCCUCCAAGCUCCCCAGACCACCUUGUGUCAGUGUAAAAAUCACCCCUAAGGGGGCUGCAGAGGAGCACAGAAGGGAAGCUCUAAAAAAACUUGGCCUAUUGAAGGAAUAAGCCAAACAUCUGGUUUAAUUCAAAAACUGUGUGUGCCUUUACGGAUAAUGAGUUUUCUUGCUUGUUGCCUUCUCUUCUGUUAUCUGAAAGAGGAAGAAUUGUAGUAUAGUCUGAAUGUACUGAGGCUUUACCUAGAGUGUUUUUAGGUUUGAUGAGUUAAUCUACCUUCUAUAGAGGCAAAUCUGUACUCUGUUUAGACUGCGCUUCUCACUGGUUAGAAAUGUCUCACCUGUAUAGGAUAUGUGUUUGUAUAUAGUGUAUAAAGGCAUGCUUAUUUGUAUGUAAUAAGUAUAUUGUUAACUGGAAGAGGGAAAUGUUCAUUUUGUAAUUCCUAGGGCAUAUGGUAAAACCACCUCUGAGUAUUCGUUACCUAUGAAAAUCAUGUGAAAUUCAUGCAGUUGCCAUAAGUCAACAAGCAACUUAUAGACAUGUACAAACACAUGUGGUGAACUUUGGAUAUAUACAGAGGCUUUGUAUCAUGAUGAUAGCCAUGUGGUUAGAACUCUUUAGUCAAGACUGAACUAAGUAUUGGUUUUCUAAAGGCUUCUUUUUAAAUAUCUGGCAUUGAAACAAUCAGUUGCAUAUAAUGAAGCUAGUGAAACCAGCUAAGCUAGUGUAUCCGAUGCUCUGGAUACUUAAUAAACUGGAAAGAAUGCAUUGGGUAUGAAUCUUAGGCCUUAGUUUGUAAAAGCUUGGUAGUUCACCUACAACCUUGCUUGCAAAUGGCUAUCCAAGAGUUUACAAAAUUAUCGAAAUCAAAGUUGCUCUCGAUCUAUUUCAGCUUACUGUACCUGCUUUAUGCGAACAAAUUAAUAUUGAAUGGUAAUUUAAAAUCAUGCAACUUUUUAGAAUGACAAGUGAGACUGAGUGCUUUAAACUGAUUGAGUAAUAAAUUGUUUUCUAUGGGG
Sceloporus undulatus (fence lizard) is the source of this 3037-nucleotide messenger RNA. It is a transcript of the gene C4H1orf116, whose product is annotated as chromosome 4 C1orf116 homolog. NCBI's taxonomy places the organism in Eukaryota, Metazoa, Chordata, Lepidosauria, Squamata, Phrynosomatidae. The record is from RefSeq and is a predicted model, not a curated record. The coding region runs from base 375 to 2129 and encodes 584 amino acids. The transcript has 5 exons.